Scophthalmus maximus (turbot) is the source of this 15850-nucleotide messenger RNA. It is a transcript of the gene celsr3, whose product is annotated as cadherin, EGF LAG seven-pass G-type receptor 3. Gene Ontology annotation, molecular function: G protein-coupled receptor activity; calcium ion binding. The transcript is spliced from 37 exons. Gene Ontology annotation, biological process: cell surface receptor signaling pathway; homophilic cell-cell adhesion; G protein-coupled receptor signaling pathway. The record is from RefSeq and is a predicted model, not a curated record. Lineage: Eukaryota; Metazoa; Chordata; Actinopteri; Pleuronectiformes; Scophthalmidae. The coding region runs from base 482 to 12484 and encodes 4000 amino acids. Gene Ontology annotation, cellular component: plasma membrane.
GGGGUGGAAAAGGAGAGAGGAGGAGAGUGUGAGUGUGUGUUUGUGUGUGUGUGGAUGGAUGGAUGGAUCGUAGCCUACACCACGGGGCUGUAAGCGCGCACACACACUGAAGGAGAGUGUGUAGGCCAGCCAGCCAGUCAGCGUGAGUGUGUGAGCCAUGUUGGAUGUGAAUGAACGGGAGGAGAGAUGCUGCUGCCGCGCCGCUCCUAGAGCUCACACCUCCAGCCCCACGGACCACAGCGGGUAGAUGCCAACUCUCCGGGGCGACGGAGAGACGGGGGAGCCUGGGGGAAGGUGUCGGGCGGUGCCGGCGGUCCUGGAACUGGUCACCUAGCCGGAACGAGAGAGAGAGAGAGAGAGAAAGAGAAGAAGAAGAAGUAACGGGGGAGAAGAGAAGGCGCACCCGGGAGGGAGAGAGAGAGAAUAGUCAGAGGUGGAAGAGGGAGAAAGGAGGGGAGAGACAGAGAAAGGAAGAGACUAAAUGGCUGCACCGCUAUCGGGCUUCACCCCGCUCCUGCUCUCGUCUCUGGCACUCCACCUGCUUCUCCUCGGCCCUUUGUUUGCCCUCACUCCGGGGACGGGUUUUUCCGAGGGGGCUUCCCACCGGUGGACCCGGGCCCUCUGCUAUCGAGACGCCGGCAAAGUCAUCCAGGAGCAGCAGCAGCGGCGCCAGGAGGCAGGCGCGACGCGGAGUGGCAGCUGGCAUCUACGCCCAGGCAGGUGGACCGUAGCGCGGAUUAAGGGAUGCUCGGGAGUGCAGCGCGCAGGAGAGACGCCGGCAGGAUAUCGGGAUGGGGCAAAGGAGAAGAGACUCAAACGAGUCGGGACGGUUUGGAAGAGAGGAGCCGGUCCACCUCCUCCUCCUCCUCCUCCUCCUCCUCGCCACCCAGGUAUUCGUCGCAGGUCGAGCUCAGAUGGCGUCGGCUCGCGGGAGGGAGCGGGGAGAGGGAGGAUGUGGAGGAAGGGCGUUGUUUCCCCUCCCGUGUCACCUGCUUUCACCUCAUCGCCGGUUCAAGGCGGCAAGACACGGACAGUACAAAGGACUAGAGCGUGCGCGCAACGGUUGCCGGCGUCGAGGCCACACCUCGCCGAACGCGGCGCCGCCGGAGCCUUUGUGCGCGCCCCUGGCCUGUGCAGGGCACCCGGAAGUGGAGGGAGGAGAGGAGGAGAGCAGGCGGAGAGGGCCGGCGAGGUGAAGGGGCCCUCUGCGCCACGCUGCUCCCUGACACCUCAGCAUCGCUGCUGGUGUUUACUGGCCCUCGCUGCUGCCAGCAGCCCCUCGCCUGGCCCGCCGCCAACCGGUUGCUCUUGUUGCAUUCACCCCCUUUCUGGAUACAGUUCGCCCCAUGACGAGGCUUCAAACUACACUUCUACACUGUUCCCUCAUCUCAGAAAUAAUUCGGAGCGUAGCCAGACGCCGAAUUUGGACCACGUGAGAAAUGUUCCUUGUAAUUCAUACCAGCCACAUCCAGGUCCCAAGAACAGCAGCAGCAGCAGCAGCAGCAGCAACAACAACAAGGCUCGCGAUGCUGAUGGGGGCUCAGUCUGCGCGGACAGGCGGGCCGGUAAUUGUUCUCAUUUGGGCAGGCACAGUGUUAUCGAUCCCAGCAGCGACGGAGAGGGGGGUGGUGAUAGCUGUUUGACUGGGUGCGUGGGGGAGAGGGGGGUGGGGAGUGGGGCAGAUGGGGAGGAGAGGAAGGAAGCACACAGGUGUAGCGCAGUGAUUAACCCCGGCACCAGGGGGCAACUAGAUGGUUGUGGGUCCCCUUGCCAUGACGUAAAGGCCAGGUAUAAAUAUGCCAGAAUUAGGGGUGAGGGGAGGGGAGAUAAGGAUGAGGAAAAGGAUGGAGGGGGGAUGAACCACGGCAACAAACAACUUAAUUUAUCUCAUUAUCCGGAUAAUGAUUUGGCUUUUCCGAUUCUGACGCUCUCAUGUCGGGCUGAUGAUGAGCCUCGGCAGGGGAAAUCAGCUGCAGGAACCAGAGGGCAGGGCAGACGCACCCGGGGAGGGAGCACAGAGUUUCCCGGUGGUUGUUUGGACAGAAUCGAAAUGGGGGAUGGAUAUUUAGCCGACUUUAUGGUCCCCGGGGGGGGCAUAGCUCAGAGGAAUCUCCCCAUCCAAUUUACCCCCAGCAGCAGAACGGAGACGCACGGCCGACGCGUUCCAUCCAGCAACGCCGCCAUUCCCGGGAUGCCAUCAACACAUCCUGUCCCGGUGCCAUGUACGGCCGCUCAUUCACAAACAGGCGAUCGUGCAGAAAGUGGAAAACUAUCCAAACCGCUCCAUCUGUCUGCUGCAACAGAAAAAGCAACUUCUGACACCGAGCCUGUCGGUGACUCAGGCUUUUCCUCGCCUGCCGAGUUUCCCGUCGGACCUUCCAGCGCGGCGUCGGCCACGUCUCGCUCUGCAACCGCAACCAAGCCACGUCUCCUCAGCACGGCGAAUCUGACCACAUGGCACAGUGCGUCUCCGCGUCCGCUUCGCGCGCAGUCUGGGGAGGACGUGAUUCCAGCACGUUGGACAGCUCCCUCAGACGCUGCGCGCGUGUCUUUGUGGAGCAAACUCAACACCAACAAUAAUAACAACAACAACAACAACGGAGAGGAGGGGAGCAAGGGGAUGGAAGGAAAUAAUGAAUCUGAAAUGGAAAAAUCGCAGUGGCGUGGUCAGGCUCAGCGGCGAGACCUGUGGGAGAGCCCACUGCCGGAGACGGUGCAAGCAGGGUGCGCAAACAGCAUUUCCACCGACUGUUCAGCCACCAAGCACGGGGACCAUUCACAUAUGCAAUUAAAAUCUGGUAAGCAAGUGCCAUUAGAGCUCGGAGGUGUCAGACUGUCACAUAGGCAGCAGAUGGGGGCCGAGGGGGAAAGGGAGAGGGAUGGAGAGUGGGAGGGAGGGGGCUUGGAGGGGUCCGCUGCUGCUGUUGCUGCUGCUGCUGCUGCUGGGGGAGGGAAAUUACAGGUGGGGGAGGGCGAAAGAGAGGUGCGGCUAAUGGGAGGGAGAGAACCAGGGGGAGAAGAGGGAGAGGAGAAGGGUUGGGAGAGGGAAAGGGGAAUAACAAAGACAAGCCAGGCAGAGGAGAGAGAGGCAGUGGGAGGGAAGGGUCAGGAUGGGGGCAGUAGCACCACCGGCAUCACACAGCCAGAUAGCGAAAGAGGGAAGAAAGAGAGCCGGGCGGAUGAAAGCCACGCUGGGCGAGAGGUGCAGGCGGAAGAAGAGGAUGAGGCGAGGCACAGCUCAAGGGGAGAGAGGAGUCUGGAACGACUGAUAAUAGUAGCAGAUGAUGAAAGCUCACAGGGAGAAAGGGAGAGGAGGACGCUGAUGCCGUGGUCUCGUUCUCGACGUGCAGCCAACAGACAUCCCCAUUUCCCCCAGUAUAACUACCAGGUGCAAGUGGCUGAGAACCAGCCACCCAGCACCGCAGUCAUUGUCAUGUCUGCCUCAGACCCAGAUGCAGGAGAUGCAGGCAGAGUGAGCUACUCAAUGGCCCCGCUUAUGAACAGUCGCUCAUCUGACUAUUUCCACAUCCACCCAGACACAGGUCUCAUCACCUCCACUCAGAUUCUCGACAGAGAGCACAUGGAUCUGCAUUAUUUCCGGGUCACAGCGAACGAUCAUGGCUCCCCUCGCCUCUCUGGGACCACAAUGGUCGCCAUUACUGUCGCAGACCGGAAUGAUCAUUCUCCUAUAUUUGAACAGACAGAGUACAGGGAAACAAUCAGGGAGAAUGUAGAGGAAGGCUAUCCCAUCUUACAGCUGAGAGCAACAGAUUCAGACUCCCCAUCCAAUGCAAAUAUUCGUUACCGGUUUAUCGGUGACACGGUAGCAAUUGCCCGAUCGGCCUUUGAGAUUGACCCACGCUCUGGCCUCAUUACAACCCGCGGGGCAGUGGACCGGGAAACAAACGAGCACUACACUCUCCAGGUGGAGGCCAGUGACCAGGGGAAGGACCCGGGGCCACGCUCCGCCACCGUCAAAGUUUUCAUCACCGUGCUGGAUGAAAAUGACAACGUGCCACAGUUCAGUGAAAAGCGUUAUGUGGUGGCAGUGAAGGAGGACGUGCGGCCUCACUCUGAGAUCCUCCGUGUGAGUGCAACAGACCGGGACAAGGACAGUAAUGCUGCUGUUCACUACAAUAUCAUCAGUGGUAACAGCCGUGGACAGUUCUCCAUUGACAGUGUCACCGGUGAGAUCCAGGUGGUUGCACCUCUAGACUAUGAGUCUGAGCGGGAGUAUACGCUACGUGUUCGUGCACAGGACAAUGGCCGGCCACCUCUCUCCAACAACACCGGGAUUGUGAGUGUACAGGUGACAGACGUCAAUGACAACCCCCCAAUCUUUGUCUCCACGCCAUUCCAGGCGUCCGUGCUCGAGAGCGCUCCGGUUGGUAGCUCUAUCCUCCACAUCCAGGCCAUUGAUACAGAUUCUGUUGAUAACGCCCGUCUGGAGUACAGGUUAACUGGCACAAGUUCUGACACACCAUUCGUUAUCAAUUCUGCAACGGGCUGGGUCACUGUCAGCACCAUCCUCGACCGAGAAUCUGUGGAGCACUAUUUCUUUGGCGUGGAGGCCAGGGAUUAUGGCAUGCCGCCGCUUUCUGCUACAGCAAGUGUUACUAUUACAGUGAUGGAUGUUAAUGACAACCGCCCCGAGUUCCUCCAAAAGGAGUACUAUUCUCGCCUGAAUGAGGAUGCUGUGGUUGGUACCAGUGUAAUGACUGUCACAGCAGUGGACCGUGAUGUCAACAGUGCGGUGACCUAUCAGAUAACUGGAGGGAACACCAGAAACCGCUUUGCCAUCAGCACAGCAGGAGGGGCCGGGCUUCUCUCCUUAGCCCUCCCACUGGACUACAAACAGGAGCGGCGUUAUGUUCUGACAGUCACCGCCUCCGACCGCACACUUCACGACACCUGUCAAGUGCACAUCAACAUCACUGAUGCUAAUACACAUCGGCCUGUAUUCCAGAGCGCCCACUACUCUGUAAGUGUGAAUGAGGACCGGCCACCUGGCAGCACUGUGGUUGUGAUCAGUGCCACAGAUGAUGAUGUUGGUGAAAAUGCUCGAAUCACAUACUUCCUUGAGGAUAAUAUCCCACAAUUCCGCAUCGACCCAGGCACAGGGGCUAUAACACUCCAGGCAGAGUUAGAUUAUGAGGACCAGAUGACCUACACUUUGGCUAUAACCGCUAAAGACAAUGGCAUACCCCAGAAAUCAGACACUACAUAUGUUGAGGUGAAUGUCAAUGAUGUGAACGACAAUGCACCUCAGUUCCUCAGCCCCAGGUAUCAGGGAACAGUGAGUGAAGACGCCCCUCCCUUCACCAGUGUCCUCCAAAUCUCAGCCACUGACCGUGAUGCGCACGCCAAUGGUCGUGUUCAGUACACCUUCCAAAACGGAGAGGAUGGGGAUGGAGAUUUCACCAUUGAACCAACAUCUGGCAUUGUGCGAACUGUUAGGCGUUUGGACCGCGAGAGUGUGCCAUUCUAUGAGCUCACUGCCUAUGCUGUAGACCGUGGUGUGCCACCUCAGCGAACCCCUGUCCACAUCCAGGUGACAGUUCUUGAUGUGAAUGACAAUGCCCCUGUUUUCCCUGCUGAUGACUUUGAAGUUCUAGUGAAGGAAAACAGUGUAGUUGGCUCUGUGGUGGCCCAGAUCACAGCCACUGACCCGGAUGAGGGUGCAAAUGCUCAGAUCAUGUACCAGAUUGUGGAAGGUAACAUCCCUGAAAUCUUCCAGAUGGACAUCUUCUCUGGGGAGCUCACCUCACUCAUCGAUCUUGACUACGAGGCUCGCAACGAGUAUGUCAUCGUGGUCCAGGCCACCUCCGCACCUCUAGUCAGCCGGGCCACUGUACGAAUCCGAUUGGUGGACGAGAACGACAACCGGCCCACUCUGAAGGGCUUCCAAAUCAUUUUCAACAACUUUGUGUCCAAUCGGUCCAACAGUUUCCCCAGCGGGGUAAUUGGGAGGGUACCCGCCCAUGAUCCUGAUGUGUCAGACAGACUGUACUACACCAUCGACAGCGGGAACGAGCUUCACCUGCUGCUCCUGAAUCACACCAGUGGAGAGAUCCGACUGAGCCGAAAACUGGAUAACAACAGGCCUCUGGUGGCUCCCAUGCAGAUCACCGUCACGGAUGGCGCCCACAGCAUUUCAGCCCAGUGCGUUCUCCGUGUUAUCAUCAUCACCGAGGACAUGUUGGGAAGCAGCGUCACUGUCCGCCUCCAGAACAUGUCCCAGGAGCACUUCCUGUCACCACUGCUGGGGAGCUUCCUGGAGGGCGUGUCGGCGGUGCUCUCAGUGCCCGUCGAGGACGUUUUCAUCUUCAACAUCCAGCCGGACCUGGAUGCGGCUCCGGGCGGGAUCCUGAAUGUGAGCUUCUCUGCAGCGUUGCCUGGCGGACUCUUCUUCCCCUCUGAAGCCCUGGAGGAACAGCUGUACCUGAACAGGCUGAGGCUGACGUCACUGACACAGAUGGAGGUCCUCCCGUUCGACGACAACGUGUGCCUGCGCGAGCCGUGUCAGAACUACAUGAAGUGCAUCUCGGUGCUGCGCUUCAACAGCUCGGCCCCCUUCAUCUCCUCGCCCUCCAUCUUGUUCCGGCCCAUCCACCCCAUCGCGGGCCUACGCUGCCGCUGCCCCGUGGGCUUCACGGGUGAUUACUGUGAGACGGAGAUCAACCUGUGCUACUCCAACCCCUGCCUGAACGGAGGUGUGUGCGCCCGCAGAGAGGGAGGCUACACCUGCAUCUGCCGUGAAGACUACUCUGGUGACCAAUGUGAGUUCGACCGCCGUCAGGGCCGGUGUGUGCCGGGUGUGUGUCGUAAUGGAGGAACGUGUCGGGAGCUUUCGGGUGGGGGUUUCCGCUGCGAGUGCCCUGCAGGCGGCUACGAGCGUCCGUACUGCACCGUCACCGCCCGAUCCUUCCCACCCAAAUCCUUCGCCAUGUUCCGGGGCCUACGACAGAGAUUUCACCUCUCCAUCUCAUUAACGUUUGCCACCCUGGAGAACAGUGGUCUGCUCUUCUAUAAUGGACGCUUCAACGAGAAACACGACUUCAUAGCCUUGGAGAUCCAAGAAGGACAAGUGGUGCUCAAAUAUUCCACAGGUGAAUCCUCCACCCAGGUGAGUCCCUUCCUGCCGGGAGGCGUGAGCGAUGGAAACUGGCACACAGUUCACAUCCACUAUUACAACAAGCCAGCUACACGCUAUCCGAAGCGCAGUAUGAGCGGCGAGGCCCAGGGUCCGUCCGACGAGAAGAUUGCUGUGGUGAGCAUUGACGACUGUGAUACGGCCUUGUCGCUUCGCUUCAGCACACAGCUCGGGAACUAUAGCUGCGCCGCUCAGGGCAAACAGACCAGCAACAAGAAGUCUCUGGACCUGACCGGUCCACUGUUUCUGGGCGGAGUUCCCAACGUACCCGACAACUUCCCGUUUGGCGCCAGGGAGUUUAUCGGCUGUAUGAAGGAGCUACACAUCGACAACAAGCCGCUGGACUUGGCUGGAUUUAUUGCUAACAAUGGAACAGUUCCCGGCUGCAGUGCCAAGCUGCCCUUCUGUAAGUCCAACCCCUGUCAGAACGGAGGGACCUGCAGGGUGAGCUGGGAGACGUUCUCCUGUGACUGUCCCCUGGGCUACGGAGGGAAGGACUGCAGCCACGUGAUGCCACACCCCCAUCGCUUUCUGGGUAACAGUGCCCUCUGGUGGGACCUGAAGAAUGACGUGACCAUCUCCACGCCGUGGUACCUGGGCCUGGUGUUCAGAACCAGAGCGCGAGAGGGGACGCUGCUGCAGGCUCAGGCCGGCCAGUACACCAGUCUGCUGUUCCAGGUGAUAAAUGGUCAGCUGGUGUUCUCUGUGACCCGCGGUUCGACGAGACCGGUGCGAUUGCGGUUGGAUCAGGUUCAGGUGGCAGAUGGACGCUGGCACGAUCUCCAGCUGGAGCUGCGAGAUGUUCGCAGUGGCCGCGAGACGCGAUACGUAGCCACUCUGCGGCUCGAUUUUGGACUCUACCAGGGAACAGUGAUAGUGGGAAAUGAGAUUCAUGGUUUGAAGGUGAAGCAUCUGCAUGUGGGAGGAGUGCUGGGCUCCGGAGAGGUUCAGAACGGGAUUAGAGGAUGCAUACAGGGCGUUCGGUUGGGUGUACGUCCCGACGCCCCCCCGCUGCCCCGCCCGUCAAGAACUGUCAAAGUGGAGACCGGCUGCAGCGUUGGCAACCCCUGUGUCUCGUCCCCCUGCCCCGGCCACAGCCGCUGUUCCGACCAGUGGGAGCGGCACACCUGCGCCUGUGAAUCUGGUUACUAUGGGAGGGGCUGCACUGACGCCUGCCACCUGAAUCCAUGUGAAAACGAGGCUCAGUGCCACAGGAAACCCAGCUCUUCCCACGGAUACAUUUGUGACUGUGGAGACAACCACUAUGGGCAGUACUGCCAGCACAGGAUUGACCACCAGUGUCCCAGGGGUUGGUGGGGGUCUCCGUCCUGCGGACCGUGUCACUGUGACACCAAUAAAGGUUUUGACCCUGACUGUAACAAGACCAGCGGACACUGUCACUGCAAGGAGUUCCACUAUCGUCCGCGGGGCUCUGACACCUGCCUGCCAUGUGACUGCUACCCGGUCGGCUCCUUCUCGCGGUCAUGUGACCCAGAAACCGGCCAGUGUCAGUGCAGGCCCGGUGUGAUUGGUCGCCAGUGCAACACAUGUGACAACCCUUUUGCUGAGGUCACAAAUUCAGGCUGUGAUGUCAUUUAUGAUGGUUGUCCCAAGACCAUCACCCAGGGGAUCUGGUGGCCUCGGACCAAGUUCAACCUGCCUGCUGCAGUGCCCUGCCCCAAAGGCUCUGUUGGUGCUGCCAUCAGACAUUGUGAUGCGGAGAGAGGAUGGAUGGAGCCAGAUCUUUACAACUGCACCUCUCCUCCAUUUGUGGAGCUCAAUGCUGCUCUUGAUUCCCUGGAGCGUAAUGAGACGGAGCUAAACACCAUCAUGGAGAAGAAGCUUGCCCACCAGCUCCGCGAUGUCACAGAGGCGACCGCCCGACUCUACGGCAAUGACUUGCAGAUCGCGGAGCGAUUGCUGUCCCGCCUCCUGACCUUCGAGACCCAACAGAGCGGCUUCGGACUCACCGCUACACAGGACGCACACUUCAAUGAGAACAUCCUGCGAGGCUGCAGCGUGCUGUUGGGCCCUGCCACCUCCGGCCUGUGGCGGGCUCUCGCUCAGAGUCAGAACCACAUUCCAGGUGGCGGUCCGGCCGAGCUGACGGAGCUGCUGGAGCAGUACACCCAGACUCUGGCUCAGAACAUGAAGCUCACGUAUCUCAACCCUGUGGCGCUGGUCACUCCCAACAUAGUCAUGAACCUGGACCGUGUUGAGAACCACACCCAUGUGCGGCGGCGUUUCCCACGUUACCACAACACCCUGUUUCGCGGUCAGGCUUUGUGGGAUCCUCACACCCAUGUGAUUGUGCCCCCUGCUGCCCUGGUGACACAACGACAGCAACAGCACAACUGGAAGGAGAAGGAGCGGACAGAGAAAGAACCCUCAGCUCCUCAGAACGCUGCACCGGCCGCUGUCAGCGUCGCGGCCAAUCAGACGGGAGAAUACACUGCAGCCAGACGCACUGUUUCGCUGCCGGAGCCGCCCAUCACAAUCGUCAUCAUGUUGAUCUAUCGGAGUGUGGGCGCAGCGCUCCCUCCCAAGUACCACACAGACCGACGAGGAGUGAGGCUUCCCAGACACCCGGUAAUGAACUCCCCAGUGGUCACUAUUUCUGUCUUCAACAACCAGACGUUUGUGGGCGGACACUUGGACCAGCCCAUCCUGCUGGAGUUCAAGCUGCUGGAGACGGCCAAUCGCAGUAAGCCACUGUGUGUGCAGUGGAACCACAGCAGUCAGUAUGACCCAGCAGGGUGUUGGACGGUGAGGGACUGUACGGUGGUGUACAGGAACACCUCUCAUGUCCGCUGUCAGUGCCAGAGACUGGGCACCUUCGGUGUGCUGAUGGACAGUUCACAGAGAGAGCAGUUGGAGGGGGACCUGGAGACGUUGGCCGCGGUCACGUACUCCUCUCUGUGCGCCUCAAUGCUGGCCCUCCUGCUCACUGUCCUGGCGCUCUCCUGCCUCCGAGGCCUCAAGUCCAACACCAGGAGCAUCCACUCAAACACAGCAGCGGCAAUGUUUUUGUCCGAGCUGGUGUUCCUGCUCGGGGUCAAUCAGACUGAACAACAGUUUCUGUGUACGGUCGUCGCCAUCCUGCUCCAUUACUUCUUCAUGUCCACGUUUGCCUGGAUGUUCGUCGAAGGCCUUCAUAUCUACCGCAUGCAGACUGAGCAGCGCAACAUCAACUAUGGAGCCAUGAGGUUCUACUACGCCAUCGGCUGGGGCGUGCCCGCCAUUAUCACAGGCCUGGCGGUGGGAUUAGACCCAGAGGGUUAUGGGAACCCAGACUUCUGUUGGAUCUCCAUCUAUGACAAACUCAUCUGGAGCUUCGCUGGACCUAUUGCCAUUGUCAUACUGAUAAAUGGAGGGAUUUUCAUGAUUGUAGCCAAGAUGUCCUGCAACCCAUCACAGAAAGAGACCAAGAAGCUCCCUGUCAUUGCAACUAUCCGCAAUGCCAUUCUGCUGCUGCUGGUUGCCACCUCCACCUGGCUGUGUGGUCUCAUGGCUGUUAACAACAGCAUCCUGGCGUUUUACUACAUAUUUAAUGUCCUUUGCCUCGUGCAGGGUCUGUCGGUCAUGCUGGUGUUCACAGUGUUCAACUCGGAGGUUCAGGAGGCCUGGAGAGUCGCCUGUUUGGGCAAGAAGAGCCCCGGGGAAGAUCAACCAAGACCACCGCAGAACACAGCUCAGAAUCCAUAUCACAACGCAUCUCUGUUGGAGCAGAGCGGGCUGCACCGCAUCACCCUGGGAACCUCCACCAUCUCCUCUGUCAGCUCCGCCAGAGAAAAUCUCUUGGCUCGUCAGACUCUGGAACAAAACAUUGUCCAGACUGGCGCGACAGACCUGGACGUAGCCAUGUUUCACAGAGACGGAGGUGAGGACUCGGACUCAGACUCAGACCUGUCAAUGGAGGAGGAGCGCAGUCUCUCCAUCCCGUCCUCUGAGAGCGAGGACAACGUACGACUCCGUGGACGCAUCCAGCGGCGAUUCAAGCGAUCGAAUCACAGUGAGCGCCUGCUCACCGAGCCCACCCACAACGGCACCAAAGAUCUGGAUGGAAAUGACCUUCUGUCCUACUGGCCAGCUUUGGAUGAGUGCGAGACACACACCCUGCAGAAGUGGGGCUCAGAGCGCCCCCUGGGAGCAGAUUACAGCAAGGACGCUGCCAACAACAACCAGCUUGAUGCAGCGCUGACCAGCGGGGAUGAGAAUGGCCUCACCCAGCCACACAGGCACCGCAAGGGUAUCCUGAAGAAUCGUCUCGGCUGUCCUCCGGCACUCCAGGGUCUGUCCACCAUGGGCCGUGUCCCCAGUGACCUCAACUGGUACAGAACCUCCACUCUGGGCCACCGAGGCGUUCCCGCUGCCUCCUACGGCCGCAUGUACUCUGCCACAGCUGGCGCUGGUGGAGGCUCGGGCUCCCUGUCCCAGCCAGCUUCCCGCUACUCGUCCAGGGAGCACCUGGACUCUCUGACCAGGAGGCAGCUGUCCAGGGAUCCACUCGGUAGGCAGACGGUUGGGGGUUCCAGGGACCGCCUGGACUCCAGGGGUUCCAGGGACAACUUGGAUCUCUUGCCUAGGAGGAGAGAGCUGGGACUGGGGCAGGGUCCAGGGCUAGGGGGCCUGGGGCUCGAUCACCAGCGGGUCUCAUCAUCCAGGGAAAACUUGUCGGGAUCCAGGGACAGACUGGACAACCACCACGCGGGCAGCGUCCACGCCUCGAGGGAGGACUUGAGUGGAAACGGAGGAGCUGGAAUGGAGGGAUACCUCAGCGGCUCGAGGUCGCAGCUGAACACGUUGACGCGGCGGCAGGCCUCCUCCCGGGAGCACCUGGCGGGCUCGGCGAUGAGCAGCAGGUCGAGGGAGCAGCUGGACACCAACGGAGUGGGAGCCGCGGCUCAGCCGUGUCGGGAGUGGCUUCGCACCCUGCCUCCCCGUCAGCCCUCACACCCCGACCAGCCUCCCUCCUCCUCUCCCCCGCCCCCGAUUUCCGAGGAGCCCCAGCAGGAUCAACUGCCCCCUUCAGCUCACGCCCGAGGCCGACUGGACUCAGCUCCUCAAUGUAGGUAUCCAGGUCAGACUGUCCCCCAAGUCGCAGGUUCAACUAUAAGUCGACAGCCGUCCAGCGAGCACCUGGAUAUUCUGUCCUCCAUCCUGGCGUCUUUCAGCUCCACUGUCCUCACUCCGCCCGCUCCCUCCUCGAACCCUGGGCCGAAUGGCUCCGCCCACGGACCCUCCCCCUCUCCGCCGCACUCUGCCACCUCCCACAGCAUAUCUGAAGUCUCCCCCGACUCUGAAGCCAACAGAAGUGAAGGACAGUCUUGAUGACAGCCUCCGUAUCCCUUUAUGCACUGGGGAUGGACGGACCGUAACCACUGGGGAAGCACCGGAAACAACUUUGGGACAGAGGAGACUCAGAGAGGGACAGAAAGGUUGAGAGUUCAUCUGCUGAGGAUAAGCGGAUGUUUGUAGGCAGAUAGUACUGUAUAAAAAAAAGUUUUUCGAGUCAUUCCGCCUACAGUAAUCUCUGUCGUUUCUUCGGACGAUGAGUCAACCGCCUCUAACUACCUAAAAGGACAAACACAAACUCCUCCGAUUUCCACCGCAAACGUCAGCCUUCCAACAUCCGCCUUGGAAAAAGGGAAAAACAAAAGAAAAGACUGUAAAUAACAUUUUUUAUACAUUUUGUAUGUUUUUCAUUGGAGAUGAAAAAGAAAAUCUCUCGUGAUGUUUCUCUUUUGUUUAGUUUUUUUAAUGACAGUGUCCAUGUGAGGUCGUGAGUGAGGUUGGUAUGAGUGCAGUCUCUGUUUGUCGCUGAGGGAUAGAUUUUCCCCUACAAAGGAAAAAAAAGAAAAAACAGUAAAUCCUCAAAUUUCUCCCAGAAAAAAAACCCCCCGUCAACUUUGUGUAUAGCAUCAGGGGCCCGGCAAUAGUAUCUGAUGAGAUUAUCAAAACCACAGGGCGUGGUCUGAGGGGAAAAUAUCAGAGUAGCCAGAAGUGAUUGUAAAUAGAGGAAGGGAUUAUUGUGAAAGAAGAGAAAUGAUUGUGCAGAAUAAGGUAAAAACACCGUAUGAAGGUUCAGAGUUGGUGGUUCAGCUAUUACAGGUCACUCACAAGUAUCAGGGCGUCGGCUCUUUGGGGGAGAUUGUGCUGUUUCGUGAUCCGCCGUAUGUGAAUGUGACCUUGUCAUCUGUCUGUGUAUCUUUGUGCCUGGUGCUGUCUGACCCGGACCCCGUCAGUCGACUGGUAUCACCAGACCAUAUCUCUUUGGUGGUCCGGGGACCUGGCAGGGCGGAGGCAGAUAUCCGUCUGCCUCUCAGCAUGGGGCUGUGUCACGUAACAGCCAUUUGAAGCCCCUCGAGGCAUUUCUUCUGCCUUUUGGUGCAUCACGCCUCGACCUGCCACAAGAGACGCCGCCGGACCAGCCGGAUCUCUCCGGAUCUCUCCGGAUCUCUCCGGAUCUGUCCGGCAGCGUCCGGGAGACUCAUUUAUCGAAGCUUCUCCAGCUGAAGGUCUCUGCGAAUCCAAGCCAAAGGGACAACUGCUACAAAACAUCAAUGUUCCCAGGUUUUCUGUGGUGGAACUGACUCUUGCAGGGCGUGAACGCAUACAGAUGUAAUUCACAGUUUUGUUUUAAUCAUGAUUCUUUUUUGUUUUUUUUAAACAAAUUGUUCCAUUGAAACUUGUCUAAAGUGAAAGUGGCGGAGAGCAUAUCAGAGGGGGACAUCAUGAAUCACAUCUCACUGCGUGCGCUCAUAUAUUGAAAGCAGACCUGCAGCACAUAUCCAGCAUGCUAUCCGUCUGAAUAUACAGUAUUAGCUCAUGUGCAAGGAUUUUUUUUUGGAACUUGCUUGGCUGAAUUGGCUGUGAUGCUGUGAAAUGACCUCAGAAUCCCCUUCAAGUACGAGACGCUUCACAGAAAAGAGGCGCGAGCUCUAAUCCUGCCCCCCAGUAAAACAUCCGCCAGGAGACGUCAUCGAUGAGGAGGUCCACCACCAGAACACGCUCAUACAGAUUUGCUCUCGUCGUGUAGGCCGCUGUACAGGGAUGUCGGUCUCGGCACCAGUCGGCGGAGGAGCGGAGCGUCAGAUAUGUCGCUGCUCAAAGCCUCUCGAGUGGUUCUGAGAUGCAGGUUUGUGCUUCCUCACAGCUGCUGGAGCGAACACCGAGGACAGGCCUGAAGGAAACAUCCCAGGCAUGUGUAGGCAGAGCAGACAGGCAGGCCGUCCUCGCCAGUCACGAGAGGGAUUAAGGGAUUGUGAAUAGCGUAAAUAUUUUUUGAAUGCAAAAACAAACCGCAGAGGGUUAUGAAAAGCGAAGGCAAAAUGCGGUUUCCGCUCCGCCAGAUUGUGUUGUCUGCGUCUGAACAAGCAGAGGGACGUGGUGACAGUCAGAAAAAACUUGGGACGAGAGACGAAGUGAAUAUAAGAAACAUUUGAAUCAGAACAGAGCGCAAUGAGCAUGAAAAUGAAGAAAUUAGACAAGACCAGACAAGCUCGGAAGGAGAACAAACCAGGUCAGAAACCGUGACUGUGUGCAAAAUGUAAGUGCGGGGAGGAAAGGCGUGGACGUUGCUCAUCGCAGAGAACAGCGUGAAUAAGCACUUCACAAGUGUCGCUCUGACUUGUGCUGUCAGUCUCUCGCCUGGGGGGGGGGCUGACGAGUGACCUUCAUUGAGGCAGUAUUAUUGCCAACGAGUGCUCCUGCAGGGGAACCCUGCCAACUAGCCAACAUUGAUUCCCUCUCACUCUUCCAUUUCCAUUUAGUUUUUUUCACCGGUCCAAUUUUCCUUUUACCGACGAUACCUUUAACUUGUACAGACAUGAUGAGAUUUAUUUUAUUUAUCGAUAAUUUAUUGACAUUGUACUGAUCACUUAUGUUGCCAUUUUGUACGAGAGGCUGAUGUUGCUGAAGUGUGUGUACUUUCUUUUUUUGUUCAAAUGUUCCUUUUGUUCACAUGUAACACGUUUCUGAGGAUCUUGAGUUUGGGGGCAAGAAAAGAGGGGAAUGUGAAGAUAAGAAUGCCGCAAUUUACACACAGCGUUACAAUCUGACGCAGGGCGAAGGAUCAUCACUGAGCUUUUAAACAUUUCAAACGUUCGAAAGUUAUUUCAUUGGUUGUCUCCAUCCAACCUCAGGUGUACACGUCUGUGGCAUGUUUCACAGCACACAGCCCGUGUGUCUGCUCUCCAGACAGAAUGUCAAACACAUCCGUUCUCAAAGUGGAAUACUGGGUGUCAAUAGAGCAUUUCUAUCCCAAAUCAAACCUUUUUUCUCCCUGUCCACACUUUUAUAGAUCCAAGGCUAAAGCUUCACGUGCACAGAGUCAGAUCAUUAACUGGUUGUUGAACUGCUUUCACACACGUCAGACAGCUGUCAGGAACUUCAGGUUGAUAUAGUUUGGACCAACAGACAGAAAGCCUGAGCUGGGACUAAAGCGUUGUGAUGUGUUCUGAAAAAAAAAAAGAAAGAAGGGAAAGGAAAGACAGUGAGAGCACAGUGGGGAGAGGAGGAGGAGGUGGAGGGAUGGGAGAUUAUGUUUUUGUUGGCUUGUGUGUUCCCUAUGGGAUGUCUCUAUCUGGGAUGUCUCUAUCCCGCCGUCGGCAAGGGGUCGGUGGCAUGGAAACAGCUGUUCCCUGUGACCGCAGGACCCAGAACAAUGUUGGACAUUAAAAAAAAUGACAUUCCUAA